Molecule: messenger RNA, 501 nt
Organism: Zymoseptoria tritici IPO323
Lineage: Eukaryota; Fungi; Ascomycota; Dothideomycetes; Mycosphaerellales; Mycosphaerellaceae
Exons: 2
Coding region: 140-469 (109 amino acids)
Biological process (GO): autophagosome assembly; protein folding in endoplasmic reticulum
Cellular component (GO): EMC complex; endoplasmic reticulum; membrane
Source: RefSeq, a predicted model, not a curated record
AAUCGAACAGCAACUCCUCCAGGCCAGACAAACUUCACCAGCUGCUACCAAGGAGGACCAAGCAUAGCACUUUCCGUCCCGAUCCGCUUUGGAGAAGAAACAACAUUUACCACAAUCUCCUCCUCACCAACCCGCCAAAAUGAUAGACGAACGCGAACUAGCCAUCUCCCCCAUCGUCCAAGACUCCGUCCAACACAACAUGCGAACAGUCUCCAACAUCCGCGCCCUAACAGCCUCCCUCUUCGGCGUCGCAGCGGGAACAAUCGGUCUGGAAUCCCUCCCCGGUUUCAUCUUCUACUUCAUCGGCACCGGAAUCGUAUCCCUACUCAUUUUCUCUUUGAAAGCGGAGAAGAAAGCCGAAGCGUACUUUUGGAGUCCCGGGAGUGAUUUGUGGAUGGGAGAUUUAUUUGGGGGUUUGAUGAGUUUUGUUUUGACUUGGACGUUGUUUUAUGGGCUUUGUAAGGCGUGAGGGAUGAGCGUGUGGUUAUGGAUUGGGAUGUG